Linnemannia hyalina is the source of this 1095-nucleotide messenger RNA. NCBI's taxonomy places the organism in Eukaryota, Fungi, Mortierellomycota, Mortierellomycetes, Mortierellales, Mortierellaceae. The record is from the annotation of a GenBank genome assembly.
AUGCCUCCAUUCGAGUCCUCAGAGGUGUUGCCUAUACAGCUCCCCAUGCAGCCCAUCAACAUGUCGCGUCGGCGGACAUCCCAUAUCAUCCCCCGCUCAGACAUCAUCGCAGCAGCAACAACCGCCACCGUCGACAUCGAUACUCUCAAAGAUCACACCAACAACAACAUAUUAGGAGGGUCGGGAAUGAUCGGCACUGCUGCUGCCUCUGCACCCUCCUCUGGAGCUGGAUCUUCAGAAUCAAGCAACAGCAGCAGCAGCAACAUCAAUGCUUCCCCCUUGGCGUGGCUUUCAAGGAUCAUCCUCAAGGCAGAAAAGAACGAGCGCCUUCAUUACCACUCUAACGGCCGUCAUCAUCACCACCACCAUCACCAUGGACACCGCCGGACGCUGUCCAGUUCUCAGCCCCUGAUUAAGCAACUUUUCACCAAGGCCACAGUCGUCACAUUGGAGCAGAAAUACGCUACCGUUCAAUGGGCUGCUCAAUUUCUGUUAUCCUACCCCGAGUUCUACUGCACGAUCAGUUCACCAUGCUUCGCCCUCCCCAUCCUCCUCUACCUCGACCCAACCUUCCGCUGGUCAGCACCCGAGAUCCACAUCACCCACCUGGCCAUCUUCUUCUCAGUCGUCACCGCCAUGACCUCAACCCUCUACCACGCCACACUUUACAAAAUCUUUUCCUCCCUCGACGCCUGCUUCGCCACCAUUAUGUUCUACUUCAACACCCUCCAUCUCCUCAGAUCCCUCCCUGAGCCUCAUGCAAGCAUGCUCCCUGACUUGAUCGCAUCUGUCAUCUACUGGGACUGGACACCGUAUGUGAUGUGUACAGGCAUGAUUGCAUUGUUUAUCUUCUCAUGGAAGAAGACUGCCAUGCUGUCAUUACUGUUGAUGGUCUCGAUGAUCCCUGCCACCAUCUGGGGUUUUCUUGCACAUGAGUGUUGGACAGGUCUUGGAUUUGGUCUGUUGGGUCUGACCAUGUUUGCGUUGGAUCGGUUCAAGUUCUUUAGUGGACACUCUUACUGGCAUCUGGCUGGUGGUUUGAGUCUGUGGUAUGGUAUCUCAAGCCUCGCCCUUUCUCAGCCUGCUGCCUUUUAA